Megalops cyprinoides (Indo-Pacific tarpon) is the source of this 3872-nucleotide messenger RNA. Its product is annotated as autophagy-related protein 16-1-like. Gene Ontology annotation, cellular component: autophagosome membrane. The coding region runs from base 159 to 2000 and encodes 613 amino acids. Gene Ontology annotation, biological process: autophagosome assembly; negative stranded viral RNA replication. The record is from RefSeq and is a predicted model, not a curated record. NCBI's taxonomy places the organism in Eukaryota, Metazoa, Chordata, Actinopteri, Elopiformes, Megalopidae. Gene Ontology annotation, molecular function: protein binding. The transcript has 19 exons.
UACGGAAGAGGUGAACAUGGCGGACAGGAUUGGAGGUGGAUUUUAAUAAAUAAGGGUAAAGAUACCGUAAUUUCGUUCUUCUCAGAGCACGACAGCAACAGCGGUUCGUCUGUUCUGGCCAGGACUCACUGGGACCGACGAUUUGUUUACGUGUCGGGAUGUCAGGGGCCGGGGGGCCCGCGGAGCGCUCCUGGAAGAGGCAUGUGGUGGAGCAGCUGAAGCAGAGGGACCGCGUGCAGAGACAGGCCUUCGAGGAGAUCAUCCAUCAAUAUAAUCGUCUCCUGGAGAAGUCAGACCUCCAGGCCGUGCUGUCCGAGAGACUCCAGACAGACAAGUUUGACCAUCAGAACAGACAUGACCUCAGCCCUGGGGUGGAUGCGGGCCGUGCCGACGCCCUGCUUCAGGAAAUGGCCCAGAUCCGGAUCCGACACCAGGAGGAACUGACCGAGCUGCACAAGAAGCGCGGCGAGCUGGCCCAGAAUGUGAUCGAACUGAACAACCAGAUGCAGCAAAAGGACAAGGAGAUUCAGAGCAAUGAGAGCAAGAUGCUGCAGUACCAGCAGCGUAUCUCUGAGCUGGAGGCGGAAUGCAGGGAGCUGUGCAGCAGCCUUCAGGAGCUGGAGCAAGCCAAUCAGACGCUGAAGGACGAGUACGACGCCCUGCAGAUCACCUUCAGCGCCCUGGAGGAGAAGCUGCGCCGCACCACUGAGGACAACCAGGAGCUGGUCUCCCGCUGGAUGGCAGAGAAGGCCCAGGAGGCCAACCGCCUCAACGCUGAGAACGAGAAGGACAGCAGGCGCAGACAGGCCAAACUACAAAAGGACCUGGCAGAGGCAGCAAAGGAGCCCCUGCCACUCGACCCGGACGACGACAUCGAGGUCCUGCAGGAGGACACUGCAGAGGCGACGGGCGAGACCUCCCCUGGCAGGGCGAUCAGCCGCACUCCGAGCAGGCGUAUCUCCCAGCCGCCCCAAGCGGGUAUCCUGGACUCUAUCUCCAACAUCUUUGGGUAUGGUGAGGUUGGCUUGGUGCGUCGUUCAGUGAACAGUUCCCCAGACAGCACAGAGGUAGAGACGCACACAGGGGUGUGUGCAGAGGUGCGCCUGCCCUCCACUGCCCUGCAUACCUUUGAUGCCCAUGAUGGAGAGGUCAAUGCAGUGUGUUUCAGUCCUGGGUCUCGCCUCCUGGCUACAGGCGGGAUGGAUCGCAGGGUCAAGCUCUGGGAGGUGGUCUCUGGACGCUGUCAGCUGAAAGGGGCUCUUACUGGAAGCAACGCCGGGAUCACAAGCAUAGAGUUUGACAGUGCAGGAUCCUACUUACUUGCGGCCUCCACUGACUUUGCCAGCAGGAUCUGGACUGUCGAUGAUUUCAGGCUGCGACACACCCUCACGGGACACAGUGGAAAGGUGCUGUCUGCCCGCUUCCUGCUGGACAACGCCCGCAUCGUCUCCGGCAGCUACGACCGUACACUCAAACUCUGGGACCUGCGCAGCAAAGUCUGUAUGAAGACAGUAUUUGCAGGCUCCAGCUGCAAUGACAUAGUGUGUACAGAGCAGUGUGUCAUGAGCGGACACUUUGAUAAGAAAGUGCGCUUCUGGGACAUUAGGUCAGAGUGCAUCGUGCAAGAGCUAGAACUGCAGGGCCGGGUUACAUCCUUGGAUCUGAACCACGACCGGACUGAACUUCUUACCUGUUCGCGUGACGACCUGGUGAAGAUCAUCGAUCUGCGUAGUAACGCCGUGCGGCAGUCCUUCAGUGCUCAAGGCUUCAAGUGUGGAGCAGACUGGACCAGGGUAACGUUCAGUCCUGAUGGUUGUUAUGUGGCGGCUGGUUCGGCGGAUGGAACCCUAUUCGUGUGGAAUGUGCUGACGGGGAAGUUGGAUCGGACCCUGGACAAAAACCACAGCUCUGCCAUCAAUGCAGUGUCCUGGUCUCCGUCGGGGGCCUACGUCGUCAGCGUGGAGAAGGGGAGCAAGGCCGUCCUGUGGUCUGACAUCUGAUUGGCUGACAGACUGCCCAGCCCACCUGCGGGGUGCUGCCUCCUGAUUAGUCAGCAUAGAAAGGGUGGAAGAGUUGUCUCCAGGGUGGAAGAGUUGUCUGACCAUCCUAUCAGACAAACCCCCUGUCUGAGGUCACACUGGGGAGCGACCCCCCCCCCAUGUGACUGCAGCAUGGGGAGCAGGACGAGGGGUCAGGAGUGGCGUGCUCACACAUUGUGCUGCAGGAACCACGCUGGCUGAGGCCCGGUUGUCCCUCACACACUGUAGCUGCUCAGUUCGGCUCUCCAGUCAGCCUGUUUUACGCUGUCACUGCAUACAGCAUGAUGGCAGUUUCUCACAUCAGCUCAUGCCGCAUACAGUCUGGCUGCGCUGACCGCACGUCACAUACUGCGGCAGUGUUUGUGAGAGAUUGACUGUUGGUUAAGCUCAUUCAUCCACAUUUUCCACACUACUUGCCAGUAAAACCACUUGAAGGUGACUCCAUUAGACCUGCCUUUCACCUGGCCAGCUAUAUGCCAUUUUCCAGUUAAAUGCAAUCUGAAAAUUCACUCAGUGCUGAGUUGAAAUUGGUUUUGUCGGUAUAACAUUUCAAGCUGUGCAAAUCAGAACAUCCCAGCCUGAGAGAAAAUAAUAAAUACACAGCAAUAAUCAUAGUAAGUGUAAUAAGCGGUGCAAUUAUGAGUUGGCUACGAUUGUGAAAUGACGUGCCUGCUGAACCCACCACACUUAUGCUGGCUAACUGCAGCAUACCCUACCCAUCUGCAGACCUUUGCAGGGAAAUCAGGCCAUGCUAGCCUAAAUGGAUAAUGGAAUAUUCACCAUUUGGCAAAAUGCCCUCCCCAUCAAAUACUGCCACCUAGUGUUUUGUGCAGUACUGCACUGUGUAUGCUACAAAUUCUGGGAUUUAUCUUCUACACAAAGGGCUCUCGUCUCCAGCAUGGUGUGUCUGUGAGUGAACACAUCACGGUUGUUGGUGUUUACAUUGCAUGUGUUUUUGGUCGAAUGAGUCAGCCUUUGCUGGACAGAGCUACAGUGUGACACUUAGGGAUUGACACCAAGAAAUUCCUUUACAACUCCAAUAAUCCUUUCAAAUGUAACAAAGAAAACGUAAACAUUUAUUAUAUAUGUUCAUAUGUUGAUAUACAUAUCUCACUAUACAGAUGUAUUUAUGUGACUUCUGACAAGAGUGUGUGAUGUGUGUCCUGUUUGGUGUAAUAUUUAUGCAUGUCAUGUUGUCUCAUUUGGCUCUCUGUAGUUCUCCUUUCUGGCCUCUAGGAGGCAGUGCAACUGGAGCAGUGGGAGGCAGGUUGUGUUCAGACUAUUUCUCCCCAUAUUGAAACAAAUAGCGGACCUGGUACAUAGCAGUGCCCAUGUUUGGAGCUCAAGAGCAGGAUCCCCAAACAGCAGCUGGUGGCUAAAACUUGGCCUGCAAAACUGAAUCUCGAUGACUGGUGGUCAUGGCUGUCUGCAGUGAGACAUUUUCACUUUGUGGUCUUACUGAGCAACAGAUCCUGACUGUACUUCAAGGGUGGUUCAUUGUAGUACCAACCACAGACGUUUUGAUUCUUGGAAAGCUCAAGGUGUCCAAGUAAUGCUCCAAUCACAUACUGUAUUGUUGGCAUAUGAACAGAGCUCACAUUAGCAGUUUAAGAGGAACACUGUGUAAUAACUAUCAUCAUAAUUGCUCUCUUCUUCAUAAAUAGAGUUGAAAAUCUUUGAAGUACAGGUAGUCAGUCUGCAUUGGGUUUUAUAGUCACAUUCCUACCAGUUCCUCUGGAACACUGCUGACCAUGGUCUCCAAGUUGUCAGCCUAUAGAAACAGUUUAAUACACUGAGCCAAGCUGUCUGUGUGGCUUUUGUGUGUGUGUGUGU